Molecule: messenger RNA, 1806 nt
Organism: Dothidotthia symphoricarpi CBS 119687
Lineage: Eukaryota; Fungi; Ascomycota; Dothideomycetes; Pleosporales; Dothidotthiaceae
Exons: 1
Coding region: 36-1598 (520 amino acids)
Source: RefSeq, a predicted model, not a curated record
AAUCAUUGUCGACAUCCAUCACCUUUUUCUCAACUAUGGCUUCGGCGUACGGCUUCUUCAAGCUACCUCGUGAGCUGCGCGAUGCAAUCUACGGCUUCUACUUCACGACCGAAGAUGGUUACCACCUCAAUCUGGACUCCGGGAAGCUCACUGUCUCGAAUCGACAGCCUAUCGACUUAUCUCUCCGGCUUGUUUGCCGAAUCAUCACGCAGGAGACGAUUGGUGUUCCUUUCAACAUGAACACAAUCAAUUUCACUACCGUGGAUUCCGACAAACUACCUAAAGACAGCCAAAACAUUCACGACUUUGUCCACGCGUUACACACACUCAAAGCCAUAGCAUUGACACUCGCAAAGUCGCUCAUCACUCCCAACAUUUUGAGAGACUUGCUGAUCAAACACCAUCAAUAUGAAACAAUUAUGCAAGAGAUGAUGGCCGCCGGAGACGACUCUGGUCUCUUGCGAUAUUAUCGUGGAGAUGUUCCAUCCCAUUAUCGACGAUUCAUUGCGGAUUCUCUGGAUACUCUUGCGCGACAGCCAAAUUUUGUACAGGUAGUCGCCACAAAGACACCAUCCUAUGACCGUUGCAUAAGACCGUUAUCUGAUAUCCUGGAAGUUCUAUCCGUACGAUCCUACGAGCCUUGGAGUAUACCAACCGACCAGAUCGUUCUCAGGCGGCCACAAUCGUUAUACUCAUUCGCUUGUUACGCCCUCGUUAAUCGUCGUAGUAUUUCCAACAAUCGCUUCUCAGCUGCCGCCGUAGCCAUUAGAUAUCUGGAAAGUCUUUCCACAGAGACCCGUCUACAAAUCAAGCGCAUUAAUCUACACGAGGACCGUAUUUCGCUCGCCUUUCCGGAAUGUCACAUGCAGGGGCUGAUUCCGUUUUGCAAUGAGAAUCCACGUCUUCAUAUCCACAGACAAGUCAGCGUCUGGAAGAAUGUUCUUCCCGCCGGCAGUACUACUUACAGCACCAACUACUUCACCACAGAGGAGGAUGAAUGGUAUGAUCCAGACUCUGUCAGGCUUCAUGCCGGGGAAAUAUCCAAUGCUGUAAAGCCCUGGAUUGCAGAGGCUCUUGCACUUCCAACCCUUGGAAUGCGUUCAUCUUCGUUUUCCUUCACUUUCGACUGCGAUGCGGCCUCAAAUUGUACCACAAAGGUGUUUGAGGUAAUGCUACAAGACGCAGCCUGGCAUAUGGCUAUGGAAAAAGCAUAUCGCCGCGAUCUUGCCAGAGGUAUCACUCCUAACUCAUACGUCUGUGAACAGGUAAAGCUCUCCUGUCGAGGUUUCCUCCAACAAGCCCUCAGAGAUAUCAAGAACAAAAGGUCUAUCAUUCAAUGCAACUUCCCUCUUGGCGACGUUCUGGACCCCGAUACUCUGCUGGACGACGACCAAAGCUGGUCCCAGUCAAGAUGGGAGCAGCAUUGUGUUGACUAUAAAAGGCUGGUCUUAGCAUCGCAACCACCGUUGCCAAGUUGGUACGACAUUCGCCGUCUGGAACUUGAUGUGGAUGAGAAGGUGUUAACCGGAAAUGAACAGGCUGAGUGGGAUCUCAGUGACCAAGCUGUAUGGCAACAAAAGGGAUUGGGCCCGUACUAGGUUUAUAUUCCUUGAAAAGGCCAGAAGUGUUACGAUAUGUCUGAGUGCUUUUCCAGGUUAUUAUGUCUCACACUUGGUAGAUGGUUGCCAAGGUUAUGGAUUUGCGUACUGGAUUUGCUUGGGCUAUAGGAUAUAUGGCAUGAGACCAAAUGGAGGUUUUGCACGUAGUUGGACAAUAAUCAAAAGUUUUAUCUUAUAUCAGUUUCGG